Plectropomus leopardus (leopard coralgrouper) is the source of this 5152-nucleotide messenger RNA. The record is from RefSeq and is a predicted model, not a curated record. Lineage: Eukaryota; Metazoa; Chordata; Actinopteri; Perciformes; Serranidae.
GGUUGUCCUUUUCUCCUUUUGUUUGUUUUAUGAUUUGGUCAUAGGCCAAUUUGUGUUUAAACUUAAGCUUAUUGAUAAGAUUUGAUGCAUGUGAUACAGACACCACCAUGUCGCAAAUCUUGCAUUUUAUUCAUUUUUGUUCCAUGUCGGAUGCCUCAUAUCGAAAGUGUUCCCGCACAACAGAAUUGUUCUGCCUAAUUUGCUCCCCAAACGCUGUUGCUCUCCGUCUGUCAUCUUUCCUUGUGCUGAUACAACUUGCUUUCUGGUAGUAUCGGCUGCAUGUGAUGAGUUUAGGCUGAGGGAUGGAGGGGCCAAAAUGCGCAGGCCCAUGGCAUUCAGGGCACAAGACAAGACGAAAUACAGUGUGUGAAUGGAGCAGUGUGCCAGUACGGCCUCCCUGCUGGCCUCAAUGCGGGAGCAGGAGAGGCAGUUUGAGAUGCUGAGCCGAGCUCUGGAGGAGGAGCGGAGGUCAUGUGACAGAACCCUGCCCCGCCCCCUCCCCAACAUGCAGAACAGCCGCAUUCUCUGUGAUGCAGACAUAGAGAGGCUCACACUGAACGAGAGUUACAUCAACGGGACACAUCACUUCAGGAUGGAGCCUGGCCAGGUGGUGCAGGAGACAUACACAGUGGAGGAAGAUCCUCAGGAGGCACCACCUGUUGUCUCUGUGAAGGCCAGUGAAGAUGGGACCACGCGAUGCACAGAAACUACGGUAAAGAAAGUAAUGACGACCACCACCACUCGCACAGUCAUCCCUUCAGUGUCGGACACAUUUUCCCUGGAUGGUGGAGGUUCAUUGACAGGUAUGGGUGGCUACACUGCACCCAUGGUCUACAGACAGGGACCUGGAGGUGGCUUGCCUAUGGAUUACCCCACUCAAACUGUGCCCCGCAACUACCACUACGGGCCGCAAGGGAAUCUAGACGACUACCGCACUGGACCCCCAUCUGAGAUUUACGCAAGCCAUAGUAGGGCAGCUCAGAUGGAUAAUCGCUACAGAACAGUCCAUCCAGAUGGGUACAGAACCCUGGAUCCAAGCUACAGAGCCCCCAGCAGGAACCAGCUGGACCCCUAUGCUGCUCAGCCACAGGUUGGGCGUAUGGGAAGUGCCAUCGAGCUAUCCUCGAUCCCCAGGUUUGUCCCAGAGCCAUAUGGUCUGGAGGAUGAUCAGCACAGCAUGGGCUAUGAUGAGCCUGACUAUGGCAUGGGACACCCAAUACAAUACAGCACCGUACCCCACAACCAUCAUGCAUUCUCCCAUGGGCCCCCACGCAGGACUGGAAGUUACGAGGGAACCUUGGAUGGCGACAUGAGUGGUCCAGGGGACAUGUACUAUUGGGGAGGAGGAGCACCGCUAGCCCACGGCGAAAGAGGUAGCAUGGCUUCAUUGGACAGCACUCUAAGGAAAGGACCCGGCCCUGGUGGUUGGCGUCAACCAGAGCUGCCAGAGGUUAUCGCCAUGCUGAACUAUAGGCUGGACCCCGUCCGAAGCAAUGCAGCUGCAUACCUGCAGCAUCUCACCUAUAGGAAUGAUAAAGUGAAGUCUGAUGUGCGUCGACUGAAAGGCAUCCCAGCUUUGGUCUGUAUGCUUGACAAUCCAAACAAAGAGGUUCACUAUGCAGCCUGUGGAGCACUAAAGAACAUCUCCUAUGGCAAAGAUCAUGACAACAAGAUCGCUAUCAAGAACUGUGAUGGAGUGCCUGCUCUGAUCAGGCUGCUAAGGAAGACCCAUGACCAGGACCUUACUGACACCAUCACAGGAACGUUGUGGAACCUAUCGUCUCACGACUCUGUAAAAAUGGAGAUUGUGGACCAUGCACUGCACGCCCUCUCUGACGAGGUGAUGGUACACCAUUCAGGCUGGGAGAGAGGGAGCAAUGGAACAGGAGGAGGGGAGGAAAACUGCAAGCCCAGACAUCUGGAGUGGGAGACAGCCCUCACCAACACAGCGGGCUGCCUGAGAAAUGUGAGUUCAGAGCGAAGUGAGGCAAGGAGGAAGCUGAGGGAAUGCACGGGAUUGGUUGAUUCGCUCAUGUACAUUGUCCAGUCCCAGAUUGAUUGUAAAGAUGUCGACAAUAAGUUGAUAGAAAACAGCGUGUGUCUGCUGAGAAACCUAUCCUAUCAGGUGCAUCGUGAAAUCCCAGGCUGUGAACGCUACCAGGAGGCCACACUGCUCAACCAGGGCCCCACCCCCUCAAGCCAAAAGGGCGGCUGCUUCAGUUCUCGCAAGAGUAAAGAUGAGUGGUUUUCCAAAGGUAGGAAAGAUGAGGAUACAGCUGCAGACAUAAUAGACAUUCCAAAGAGGACCACGCCGGCUAAAGGCUAUGAGCUGUUGUACCAGCCAGAGGUGGUCCGCAUUUAUACUUCACUGCUAAAGGAGUCCAAGAACCCCACUGUGCUGGAGGCCUCAGCUGGAGCCGUUCAGAACCUGUGCGCCGGCCGCUGGACUUACGGGAGAUACAUUCGUGCCUUGCUGCGCCAGGAGAAGGGGCUACCCAUGAUGACAGAGCUACUGGCCCACGGCAAUGACCGCGUUGUUCGCGCCAUGUCUGGAGCCCUCCGCAACCUGGCCAUUGACUCACGCAACAGAGAUCUACUAGGAAAACAUGCAGUGCCUCACCUUGUUGCCAACCUGCCUGGCGGUGGUCAGAGUCAGCCAGUGCGAGCGCUGUCAGAGGAGACUGUGGUGUCUGUAUUGAGCACACUUCAUGAGGUGUUGGGCUCCAGCCUGGAUGCAGCCAAGACCCUCAGAGCCUCACAGGGAAUUGAGAGACUGGUGCUCAUUAACAAGGAUGGUAAUCGUUCUGAGCGAGAGGUGCGUGGGGCUGGCCUGGUGCUGCAGACAGUGUGGGGUUAUAAGGAGCUGCGGCGCACGUUAGAGAAGGACGGCUGGAAGAAGACUGACUUCAUGGUCAACCUUACCCCUCCUAACAACAACACCAGGGCCAAUGGGGGAUAUGAGGACAGCACUAUGCCACUCAUAGACAAAGGGGGCAAACAGGACCGGGAAAUGAUUCCAAUGAAUGACCUGGGGCCAGAUGCCUAUUCCACACUGGACCAGAGAGGGAGAGGACACACUCUGGAUAACACACUUGAACCUGCUGACAAAGAUGCAUCACAGGGAGGGAUUUAUGGGGAGAAGCAGGCCUCUUUGCCUCUGAUGGAUUCUUACGAUGAAAAACUGAUUGUGUGCAUCACAAGACGACAGCCUCCUCCUGCCUACUGCCCAUGCUGAGCUGACAAUGGGGGACUACUACACAACAAUGGGAUGAAACUCCAUCCUUUACACUUAACUCUUCUGUCCCUUUUACUCUUUUGCAGCUUCUCCUGUCUCUUUCCCUUUGUUGCAUUCCUUUGUUGCAGCUAACAAACUAAUGAAAUGACACAGACUAACUGAUGUGGCUCCCUGUGGACAGCCAGAAGAGACACUAUGACCACUUUGUGCUCUGCAAUUCCCUCAACUCCAUAAUGCUAACUAAUCAAUCAGAUACCACUGGCCACAACACUACACACCCACACUACACUACAACUUGCCUGUACAACCCUAAUUCUCCCUUUGCCAAAAAUCAAAGACUAUGGCUUCAUCUGAGAACAUUUAUAUGUUGGGAUCAGAACUGGACACUUUUUGGUGAAAUUUUACAUAAAUGGCUAUUACUGUUUUGAAGAAAUUUGAGAAAAUGUGGUUUUGUUUCUCUCUGAUGGUUAAAUACGAGAAAAAAUGAUUUCCUUCCACUGAGAACCAAAUUUUAAUUAUUUAAUCAGAUAUGCAUUUAUGCUCCUGCUUGUGUUUUGGUAGUGGUUGCUCCUCUUCUACCUUGGCUCUGUACCACAGUAAUGUGCAUGUGCCAAAUGAAACUGCUACUGCUUUGGCUGUCAAUACAUAAUACAAGAAAUUCAUACACUCAGACUUUUAUUACAGCUACAUAGAAAACUGACAACUGCUUUGUUUUGUGUGCAGCUUGUGUCAGUGAUAGUCCUUCAACAGGAUGCACAGGGAUUCAGCAUUUUCUGUAUUUGAUUGUGAUCCAUAGAUAUAAACAGGUGGAGGUCCCAAUAUGGAUAUUCUUGCAGAAAGAAAAAGACUAGUUUUUCUUCAUCUCAUUUGAAUGGAUAAUACAGUAUAUGUUUCUAAAGUGAUGUUUCUGUUCAAUGUAAGCAGCGCCAUAACUUUGUAAUUCUUGGAAGAUAUCACAGUGAGGUGCAUUUUCUUGUAUCUGCAGGUCUGUUAUCUCAUGAAUGUACAUACAAGUCUGCAUCUGUCUACAUCUGUGUUGGAUAAUUGGAGUGUCUCACUAAUUCAGGAUAGGUCUAAUGGUUGAGCCCAACAUGACAUUGGAAACCAAUCAAGUUUUGCUUAGUAGUCUAUUGGUGGGGAGCACUGUAUAUGGAAUUCAUCUGUUUUCUAUUUUUCACAAAAAUGAAAUGUGUGAGCUUGUAUGCAUGUAAGACCUGACUCCUGUUAUUGGAAUCGGUUUGUUUUAUAAGGUAUAAGACUCUUUAAAUCCAUGUAAUUUACUGCUUCACAAACCCAUAGCCAACUUGGCUUGAAGGUGACAGAACAUGGAUGUUUUUCUUAAGUACAGUGCUGGUUCUGUAGAGGAUUGCAUAUAGGUAUUCUUAGUGCAGAGUGAGAUCUAGAUACUUACUGACUUGAUUAAAAGGAGCACUAGGGGGCACAAUGUGUGUUUUUCUUCUUCCAUUAAUAUUUUUGUAACAAGUUGCCUUCAGGAGAUGACUGACUAAAAGAAGAGAAAGAGGAGAGCGUGGAUUUGUGAUAGAAAAAGGUCUGUGUAAGGAGAUGUAGACUGGAUUUUGAAAUUAAGUGGAGAAAAAAGCACAUUUAAACUAUAUAUACAAGAGAAUAUUUGUUGAUUUAAAGGUUUUGUGUAAUUCCUUUUAUAUUGAUUUGGGUUCUAUUAUUUUGGGUGCUCUAGGAGAACGCAUAUGCAAUCAGUUUUCAUAUUUUGAUCUUAAUUAAAUGAUACUAUCCUCCAAGACAGUCAUAAGAUACUGGAACACUAAUAGGAAAAAAAUGAUUUUUGACUACACCUUAAUCUCUUUGCCUUGGCUCUUAAAGUUGCACAUUCUCAUUAUAAAUGAAUUAUGUAACUAGCAAUACUGUUUUUAUUAAUAAAAAUGUGUCUAAGCCUCA